Didymella exigua CBS 183.55 is the source of this 447-nucleotide messenger RNA. RefSeq lists its product as uncharacterized. The annotation marks the transcript as partial. Lineage: Eukaryota; Fungi; Ascomycota; Dothideomycetes; Pleosporales; Didymellaceae. The record is from RefSeq and is a predicted model, not a curated record. The transcript has a single exon.
CCCCUUCUGCGACUUGCAUCUGAGUUGCAUUUAGCGAUCAUCUCAUUUCUCCCAGCUCUCAAGGACGCCAAAGAGGAACAUGAUCUAGCACUUCUCCAACUUCGCCGAACAAAUCAUUACUUUCGCAACCUUAUAUCUCCUCCGACCCACAACGACCUUCUCUCUCUCGAGUUAGCUUUGUUCGAGUACUCAGUAUACGCCUGUAAAUUCUGUCUUUGUCUCCGGCCAACAACGAAGUUUGCUUCAACUAUGCUCAAAGGCAAAAAAGGAGUCAAUGGUAAAACUCGGGAUCGAAGAUUUUGCGCAGACUGCGGAUUCGAUACUACAGUUGUCGGGCAGAGUCAGCGGUAUUGCCCUAGUACAAGAGCAGGUGUAAACGGAGUUGAUUGGGUAUGGUGCAAGCAUUGCAAGUUGGUGAAAAAAGGGGAAGAGGCAAAAUCAGUGUGC